AUGGCACAAGGUCUUGACGCGGGGUUUAUCUUCGCAAGUCGUUUUGUAUCGAUCCACGACUCAAGCGUCGACAAGUGGGUGACGAGCCGGGGCCUCCGGAAGUUUCGGCACUACUUAUUCAGCCAAUGGCUGCCGUACAACCGUGUGUACGGUGGACCUGACGAUGUCCGCUUUUGGAAGUGGCAAGUGUACCACAGUCUACCAGGCAGCUCGUACACCAACAAUCCCACCGAGUACUUCAACUGUUGA
This is a messenger RNA of Aphanomyces astaci, 249 nucleotides long. RefSeq lists its product as hypothetical. The transcript has 2 exons. The record is from RefSeq and is a predicted model, not a curated record. The coding region runs from base 1 to 249 and encodes 82 amino acids. NCBI's taxonomy places the organism in Eukaryota, Oomycota, Saprolegniomycetes, Saprolegniales, Verrucalvaceae.